Athene cunicularia (burrowing owl) is the source of this 3002-nucleotide messenger RNA. RefSeq names its product toll-like receptor 2 type-1. Lineage: Eukaryota; Metazoa; Chordata; Aves; Strigiformes; Strigidae. Gene Ontology annotation, biological process: immune response; toll-like receptor signaling pathway; inflammatory response. Bases 34 to 2637 code for a protein of 867 amino acids. Gene Ontology annotation, molecular function: protein binding; triacyl lipopeptide binding; transmembrane signaling receptor activity. The record is from RefSeq and is a predicted model, not a curated record. Gene Ontology annotation, cellular component: membrane. The transcript has 2 exons.
UAUCAGCGAGGGAGCGGCACCGAGGAGAGCAGGAUGAGGAUCCUUGUUGGAAGCUUUCAUUUCUACCUCAUUUCUUUCUUAUUCAGCAGAGCAAACACAUUCCUGACUCUGAGAAAAACCCCAGCCUAUGUCAUCCCAUUUUAUAACUGUUCCUAUUUAAACCUCUCUUCUCUCUCAGAAGCACAAGCUCCUAAAACAGCAAGAGCUCUCAAUUGCUCACAUAACAUAAUUGAAAAAAUAACCAAGAGAGAUUUGGCAGGUUUUGAUGUGCUGGAAGUUUUAGACCUUUCCUACAAUCGGAUUAAGGACAUUGAACCUGGUGCGUUUGAGAGCCUGCUCAGCCUUAUUUCUGUGAAUUUAUCCUUUAAUGAUAAGGAACUUGUUGUAGCGGGUCUUCCACCCCACUUGAAGCUCUUACCCACUAGUAAAGCCUCAGGGUCUUUGCAGCUUUAUAAGUAUCUUGAGAAAUCCUCAGAGGCUGCUCUGGAGUCUUCUGCAUCCACCAAGGAGCUGCCACACUCAGAAGGUCCAUCUGUCCUGCAAAAUGUUAAUUCCAGGCUCAGACGAAGUACAGGGACUCUUCUUCCAAGAGCAGAGAAAAACGUAACUGUCUCUCCAACAGACACAAUGGGGCCCGAUUUCUGCACAGCACCGAUAAAUGGGACACUCAACCUGUCACACAGCAACCUCUCUGAGGAAGAGCUGACGUUAAAACUGGACCCAGAUCUCUGCCAAGUUCAGCUGGACAGUACUUCGGAGAUUGACAUUAGUCACAGCGACCUGGAAAUGGAUCUUCUGUCGCUGUUCAUCCUGUUUCUGCCAAUGAAAAACGUGCAGUCCAUCGAUGCCAGUUACAACAAAUUAACAAUUAACAUUCUAGAUGUGGGGCCAAUCUGUAAAUUCCCAUCCAGCAAGCUUUGGUUUUUAAACAUCAGCAACAAUCCCAUAAACAGCUUGGACACGCUGUGUCUCCCUUCAACCAUCAAAGUAAUCGAUUUGUCCUUCACCAAUGUAAGUCAAAUACCCCCUAAUUUUGCUAAAAAAAUGUUUAAUUUAGAACACAUGUAUGUUCAGGGAAAUCACUUCAUCUACACCGUACGCCCUGACGCAGUCCCAACGGUUCCCCCUGGAACCGUACGUAUCAAUGCCAUUUCCCUGGUGAGAAACCAGGCUGGGACACCCAUCGAAAGCCUUCCCAAGAGAGUCAAAUACCUGAAAAUGUCCAACUGCUCUAUUGUAGAACUGCCAGAGUGGUUUGUGGGCACAAUGGAAGAACUAAUAUUUUUGGAUCUCAGCAGCAACCGGAUUUCUGUGCUUCCUGACUUACCCACCUCCCUGCAGCAUCUUGACAUCAGCAACAGUGACAUUAAAAUCAUACCCCCUACCUUUAAAUCUCUCUCCAACUUAACCGUAUUUAAUAUUCAAAGUAAUAAAAUUGCGGCUGUGCACCCUGAGUAUUUCCCAUCGACUUUAAUGAAAUGUGAUAUUAGUAAAAAUAAGCUGAGCACAUUGUCAUUAAGCGACACCCUGGAGAAACUCGAGUAUCUUAAUGUUUCGGGCAACCUAAUCACCAGGCUGGAACCUGCCAGACACCUUUCUGCGCUCGCUAAUCUGGACAGCAGUCACAACCUCAUUUCAGAACUCCCUGACCACUUUGGGAAAUCUCUUCCGAUGCUGAAAUAUUUUAACCUGUCAGGGAAUAAGAUCUCCUUCCUCCAGCGUGGCUCUCUGCCAGCUUCUCUGGUUGAGUUAGACAUCAGUGACAAUGCCAUUACGACCAUAGUGGAGGACACUUUUGGCCAGUUGACGAGUUUGAGCGUUUUGAGCAUUCAAGGCAAACAUUUUUUUUGUAACUGUGACUUGUACUGGUUCACAAAUGUCUAUAUCCAUGACCCCCGUGUGCAGAUAAACGGCAAAGAAAACCUCAGGUGCAGCUUCCCCCCAUCCAGGAGGGGAUUGCUGGUGGGGAGCAGCAACCUGACGCUGCUGCGCUGCUCCCUGGGCCUCCAGCUUGCCAUCACCGCUGGUACCGCCACCCUGGUGGUUUUGGCAAUAACGGGCUUCUGCUGGCACUUCGACGGGCUGUGGUACAUCAGGAUGGGGUGGUACUGGUGCAGGGCGAAGAGAAAGCAGUACGAGAAGAGGCCAGAAAACAAGCCCUUUGAUGCCUUCAUUUCAUACAGUGAACAAGAUGCUGACUGGACAAAAGAGAAUCUCCUGAGAAAACUGGAAGCCGAUGGAUUCAAGAUAUGUUACCACGAGAGGGAUUUCAAACCAGGGCAUCCCGUACUUGGUAACAUUUUUUACUGCAUAGAGAACAGCCAUAAAGUCCUUUUUGUCCUCUCUCCCAGUUUUGUGAACAGCUGCUGGUGUCAGUAUGAACUGUAUUUCGCUGAACACCGGGUCCUGAAUGAAAACCAGGAUUCUCUCAUCAUGAUAGUGCUGGAAGACCUCCCACCCCACAGCGUGCCACAGAAGUUCAGCAAACUCAGGAAACUGCUGAAAAGGAAAACCUACUUGAAGUGGAGCCCGGAGGAACACAAACAGAAAAUGUUCUGGCAUCAGCUAGCAGCUGUCUUAAAAACCACCAACGAGCCACUUGUCAGAGCAGAAAACGGACCUGCUCAGGAUGUGUAGGAGAUGGAGCGAGGCACAAGAAUGGGUAAACGUUGUGCCUAGGAACUCUGUGGUCAAAUAAAAGCAUUUCUGUGUCUCCCUCCUGCCCAGGCUGCUGUGUUGCAGUGGGGGUUUGUCACGGAACGGUCCCGGGAGGGGUCACUAGUGGGUUCGUAGCGUGCUCGUUAUUCCACCGGAUAAAACAUCCAUACCCAAAGGGCUGAGACAUGGGCACUGAUCAACAGCCUUUCCGGCCUGGGUGCUUAAUUUCUUCAGCUGUUUCCAGCAUUUCUUAAAAUGCUGUGGAUGUCAGCUGAAAGGAAGAACAGCUCGAGUAACAGUACACAUCCUCACUGGUUUUGUGAGAUUACUGCAGUGAGAAGUGG